Drosophila navojoa is the source of this 3665-nucleotide messenger RNA. It is a transcript of the gene E2f1, whose product is annotated as E2F transcription factor 1. Gene Ontology annotation, cellular component: RNA polymerase II transcription regulator complex. Lineage: Eukaryota; Metazoa; Arthropoda; Insecta; Diptera; Drosophilidae. Gene Ontology annotation, molecular function: DNA-binding transcription factor activity, RNA polymerase II-specific; protein dimerization activity; RNA polymerase II cis-regulatory region sequence-specific DNA binding. Gene Ontology annotation, biological process: regulation of transcription by RNA polymerase II. The record is from RefSeq and is a predicted model, not a curated record.
AGCCGCAGCCUGCUCGCCUCUCUUUCUCACUCACUCUCUCGUUUAUUCUUUCUGCAGCCACCAAUUGUCGUGUCGAAGAAGAAGCGUUGAAGCACAUUUUGCUCUUAUAGUUUUUAAGAAGCAAUUUUUCGCGUAGCAAACGUAAAGCGAGCUUCAUAAAACCUUACACAACUGAAUGCAAAUUUUAUAAGCCAUAAAUCGGGAUCAAUACCAAGUAUGUGGCUUCAUUAAAACUGUGUGAAAAACGUGGCAGAAAAAUCCAUAUCCCGGGCCAUAGCGGAAGAAAGACAAAAAUGUGAUGUGAAGAAUCCCUAGGUGCUAAUUUAGUUGAUAAGCUCAAACAAUUAGUACAAUAAACGCAAACGAGAAAUAUAUUUUGGCAAACUUUUCGACCGUGUGGCAACGUUUCUAUCAGUAUCAUCCGCGCUUUAAAGUAUGCUACAGCGAAAAGUGAACAGAACACGCGCUGCCAUGCCAACGACGUAGCAGGAAAGAGAGAAACAAAAAAAAAAAAAAGACAAAGCGAGAGAGCGAGCGAGCCAAAAUCAUUUUUGUAGUUACUGCUGGCAAAGAGUUGAAGAUCUGAAGAGCAGGAGAGGAGGAGAGGGGGAGAGAGAAAGAGCACGCAACUGCGAAAUGUCGAAUUUCUUAAUAACCACCGCCGCGCCCAAAAGCCAUAAUAACAGCAACAGCAACAUCAACAGCAGCAACCAACGAUUGCAUCAACUCUAUGGAGUCGGCGUCAAUCAGGUGGCGCGCAAGCUCAGUUAUGAGGUGCUGGGCAACAACAACAACAAUAAUAAUAAUAUUGUGAUCAAAAACGAAAAUCUGCUGGGUAUCCGCAACGACAGCAGCAACAGCGGCGUCGCUGCCCACCUGCGUGAUCACGUGUACAUAAGUCUGAAUAAAGCUGGCGGCUCAACAGCGCCGGCAACCGUGAUAGCAGAAACAUCCAACACACAUCAGAAUCAGCAGCAGCAGCGAAAUAGCGGCGCAGCUGGCAAGACGAACGAUAUCACACAAUAUUACAAGGUCAAGCGCCGACCGAACGUAGCGACCCACGAGAUCCACCCGAAGAAGCAGGCUAAGCAAAGCGCACAGCACCAGACAGUCACCUACAACAACAGCAGCAGCAAGCAGCAGCUGCGCUAUCAUCAUCAUCAUCAUCAGCAGCAGCAGCAGCAGCAGCAGCAGCAGCAACAGCAGCAGCAGUACGAAAUCGACCACGACGUGGAAGACGAUGUGGAGACGAGCAAGUCGGCUGGCAACGGUACUUUGCAUUCGCAUUCGCAUGCACUGUCGCAGCAGCAAACGGCGCUCGUGACACCGUCCUCGGCUUCGACUGGCGGCGGCAAUAGUAGCGGCGGAGGCGGUGAUCGCAAUCGUGCGGACACCUCGCUGGGCAUAUUGACCAAAAAGUUCGUGGACUUGCUGCAGGAGUCGCCGGACGGCGUAGUCGAUCUGAACGAUGCGUCCACCCGGUUGUCCGUGCAAAAGCGUCGCAUCUACGACAUAACCAAUGUCCUCGAGGGCAUUGGCAUCUUGGAGAAGAAGUCCAAGAACAAUAUCCAAUGGCGUGGCGGUCAGUCGCUGGUCAGCAGCGAACGAUCUCGGCUCAUCGAGACCGAGAGUGAGCGACUGGAGCAGCGCGAGAACGAGCUAAACACUUUAAUCGACCAGAUGCGUGCCGAGCUGGCCGAGAUAUCUCAGGAGGUGGAAAAUGUGGGCGGCAUGGCUUACGUAACGCAGAGCGAUCUGCUCAACGUGGAUCUCUUCAAAGAUCAGAUUGUGAUUGUGAUCAAGGCGCCGCCAGAAGCCAAACUUGUACUGCCCAAUACGAAGCUGCCGCGCGAGAUUUACGUCAAGGCGGAGAAUAGCGGGGAGAUAAACGUGUUUCUUUGUCACGAUAACUCUCCGGAGAACUCGCCAGUCUCAGGAGGCUCUGGCAAUGCGGGAGCAGGGUCCCUCGGUAGCAACGGAAUACGCACGGCAACGUCAACGCGACUGCAGCAGCUGGCCAAUCAACGCAUCGAUCCCCUAUUCAACAACAUUGAUGCCAUGAGCACCAAGGGGCUGGGCUCUCCUCCAUAUCGCUUAGCCGCGCAGCGCAACCUCAGCAAAUCCAUUGAAGAAGCGGCAAAGCAAUCCCAGUCUGAUUUUAAUAAUAUUUGUGAUAUUGGCAGCGUCAAAUCUGAAACGGCCUCGCCGCAGCGUCAGCUUCAAUGGCACACGACGCAAGCGAACAACAGCAAUGCUGAUGAUGACGAUGAUGAUGAUAAUGAUGUCGACGACGAACUGAAUCAGCUGGUGCCGACGCUCACCAGCCCAGUGGUGCGAAGUCAACGGCACGGGCGCGCCAUUCAACAGAUUCUAAACAGUCUCACACAAUCCUCGUCUGCUACGACGAACGCCGGAAUGCCUCGUGGCGCUACAGCGCGGCUUUGGCGACGGCCCGGCAACGCAAAUACGCUUAAUAGUCAUAAUCGAUCAGUCAGCAGCAUCAAUCACAAUUCCCAGCCACACAGCGGCACAGUUAAUUACAGCAAUCAGCAGCUGCAGCAGCGCCGUAGCGACGUACCCAUGUAUAACUGUGCAAUGGACGACACAACUGCGUCAACGUAUGCUGUUAGCGAUAACAGCAGCAACAACAACACCCAUAGCAGUGGCAUUAGCAGUGGCAGUGGCAGCGGCAGCGGUAGCAGUAACUCCAAUGCCAUGGGCUCUCUGGACAUGCAGUUUGCGGCAGUUGCCGGCAAUAUGCCAGCGACGACAUAUGGUGACAUCUCUGGCGCUGGCGCCAACAUGAGUCAGCAGCAGCAAUACACCAGCCUAACGCCGGCUGCUGUUGCCGACUGCGACGCCGACAGCGAUGGCAGCAAUGUGGCGCUUCAAGGUCUCGAUGCGCUCCUAGGUGACUUUAGCAACUUUGAUUUCGAUAAAGCUUUUGUGUCCAUCGAUCCGCCAGAUGAUAAUGAAUAUCCCUAUGCUCUUAAUGCCAACGAGGGUAUCGAUCAACUCUUCGACUUCAGCUCUGAUGCCUACGGCACAGAAAACUGCGAAUGGAGGGAUACGGGGAAAAGGAGUGGGGAGGGGUGUUUAUAAUUCAAAAUUAUAUUCAAGAUAAGAAGCGCAUAUUACGUUAGAGAUGAUCUAUUAUUAUUAUUAUUAUUAUUACAACUUUCUGAUUAUUGAGUAAAGCAAAAACUUAAAAGAGAACAACAGCAAAACCUAAAAAAAACAAAAAAACAAAAACAAAAAAACAAAAAAUGUAGCAAACUUAAUGAAACUAAGUUGUGUGUAAAAUUUUAAGCAUUAAAAACUACAUUUAAAUUUAUAAUCCAAACAUGUAUUUUAAGUUUAAAGAAAUUUCCCCCAAAAUGCAAAAUACAUUUUAUAAGCGUAUUUCAAUUAGCAUUAAACAACAAAUAAAAACAGGAACAACGCAAACAAUAGUAAGCACACAAAACAAAGCCUAAAAACACAAAUCAAUUUCAAGAAAAAGAAAAAGAAAAGCCUCAAAAAAGUUGUUUGCGUUCGAGCUGUCUGUAAAAUAGGUGCACACAAAGAAUUUUAAAUUAGUAAAACCAAAUAGUUAUAAAAUUAACGAAAACUGCAAAUACACAACAGAUUGAAGAUUGUCAUCAUUAGCAAUAAUAAAAAUAUUC